AUGGCCCUCUUUCGGGCGCUGGAGAGAAGGAGGGCCGGCGUCCUAAGACAAAGAUCUACUGCGGAUAAAUUGCGAACGUCCCGGGUGAGCCAGCUAGACCUCGACAUCAACGUAGAGAUAAAGUCGCCGCAUCACGGGCCUGUCACUUGGCUAGAUGUCGACAGCGCUGAGGAACGAUACCUUCUCACGGGCGGUGCUGACUGCACGGUUGCGGUGUUUGAUCUGGAUGGAGCGGGCGAGAAAAGACCGUCGUUGGCUAGCGGUGACGACAACAACUCGGGGCCGAGAAGACAUGGCCCCGCAGCGGAGACGGUAGCAGCCAGACGGCGGCGCCCGAAAGUGCUUCGCGAAGUAGGCCGCACCCCCAGGGUGCCGCUGUCGCAGAGCAGCGGCGGCGGCGGCGGCGGCUCGUACGGCGGGCACCGGCACAGCGUUUCUGUGGUCCAGUGGUACCCGGUGGACACCGGCCUGUUCGUGUCCGGAGCGAUGGACGGUGUCGUAAAGGUGUGGGAUACCAACACUCUCGGCGUCGUUCUGGAGUUCGACUUCAAGGAUAAGGUCUACUCCGCAUCGAUGUCGCCCACCACCGGUCAGCACCACCUCAUCGCCGUUGGGAGCGAUAGUCCCCAGGCGCGCUUGUGCGACAUCCGCUCGGGCGCCUUUGCGCACGCUCUGUCUGGGCACUCGGAAGCGGUUUCGGCUUGCGCUUGGUCCCCGAGGUCGGAGUUUCUUCUGGCUACGGGGUCGGCCGAUCAAACGGUGCGGCUUUGGGACAUCCGUCGCUCAGGAGCCUCGGCGUGCCUCAUCAGCCUGGAUCAGCACCAGGAGGACGACGAAGAGGAACAAGACGAGGAAGAGGAUGACCACACCGUUCGUUGCGGUUCGGGCGUGGGGGGGUCGGCGGAUGGGAGUGACGACGGACGGGGCUCGGGCGUGCGCGGGAGCGGAAAGCGGAAAAGGGGCUACUUGAAGCACAUCAAGCUCGCGCCACACGCGAGCAGGGCGUCCAAGUUUGCCCGCGCCCACGCCGGUCCGGUUAACUCGCUCUGCUUUGCCCCCGAAGGGCUUCAUCUCCUCACUGCGGGGACAGACAACAGGUUGCGGCUGUGGGAGGUAGAGACGGGGCGCAACACCAUGACUAACUACCUCCAGACGAAGAACAAGCGGAGAAGGCCCUUCGGCAUGGCCGUCGGGAGGCCGGCGGGUCGUCGGUCCGAAACGGUGUUUUUCCCGAAUGACAAGAGCGGGGACGUCCUCGUAUUCCCGCUUCACACUCCGGAUGGACGCCCGAAGGGGAAGCUGCGGGGCCACUUUGAUCCGGUGCAGUGCUGCGCUUACCGACCCCGAACACAGGAGGUGGUCACGUGUGGGGCCGACGGCCUUGUGCUCCUCUGGUCCGCCGCGGGGCCCCCGUGGGCGUCUCGGGCGUCAUACCUACCCCCCCCCCUUGCGGCCGGCGCUGGCGGCACGAAGCGGAGGCUGGGCGAAUCCACGGAGGACCAAGACAUGUGGAGCAGCGACGACGAGGGAGGGGACGGGAGCCGAACGUCCCCGGCUUUCGAUUCGCUAGAAGGCGUUGGGAAUAGUACUAUUAGCAGUGGUACCGGUAGAAGUGGUAGUCGGAGAGGGGGUCGUAGUCCCGGAGGUAGUGGCGGAGCGUUCGUUCCAAGAAUUUUGACGCAGCCCAGGCGAGCAGGCCCGGGAGUUCGAGGGCGGUAG
This is a messenger RNA of Ectocarpus siliculosus, 1719 nucleotides long. Lineage: Eukaryota; Phaeophyceae; Ectocarpales; Ectocarpaceae. The record is from the annotation of a GenBank genome assembly.